Molecule: messenger RNA, 2376 nt
Organism: Acanthochromis polyacanthus (spiny chromis)
Lineage: Eukaryota; Metazoa; Chordata; Actinopteri; Pomacentridae
Product: zinc finger protein ZFP2
Exons: 3
Coding region: 170-1990 (606 amino acids)
Source: RefSeq, a predicted model, not a curated record
CUGAUCUUAGCUGGUUGGCCAGAACCAAAGGAAGUGUAUGCUGCUCUUCCCCUGCUUUUAACCGUACACACUAAUGCAACCAGCUUCUAAACGUUAGCUUAUAUAUUGCAAAGCAUCUUCGGCUGAAUCCUUCACUUACAAAUUCACGUUAAGACUGAAUGGUGACAACAUGAAGAUGAAAUCUGCCAAGAAGAAAGCAAAGAGAGCAGUGAAACAACAGCAUGAAAUCCCAGUGAAAACAGAAAAUGAAUCAGAGGAGCAGGGUGAUUCAGAGGAAACUUCUCAUGAAGUACACACGAAUGGAGGUGGUCUUAAUAUCCAGAUAAAGGAGGAACCACAUUCACAGGAGAUCAGCGAGGAGCACGGUGGAGACACAUCCAGCUAUUUAGACACUAAGCCUGAUAUUCUGACAGCUGCUCAUAAUCCACAAGGUCACAUAAAGGCAGAGUGUGACUCUGACCAUCAGCCAGAAUAUGAAUCCACUGAAGCUGCUGUCAAGGAGGAAUCAGAGGCAUGGGUUAAAAAAGAGAGAGACGAUGAAGAGGAGGCAGAGGAUGCUGGCAACAACCCAGAGGAUUUUGAAGAGGGAGAGGAGCUCUGCAGAGAAUCAUCAUCGGAGUUUUUUCCAUGUCCUCACUGCACCGUCUCCUUCACUGACUUGGACUUCUUGGAGAAGCAUGUGAAGUGGGUUCAUCAGAAGCAGUAUCUUGCUAAUCUGAAAAAAUGCCUCUCAAGCCGCACACUAAACCUCAUCCCCAAACACACCUGCACGGUCUGCAGCAGCACCUUCACCUCUAAAGUAUACCUUAGGAAACACAUACGUGAAGUCCACCCUUCUGCCCCUCCCCGCAGACUUCAUCCAUGCCCGACCUGUGCACGCAGCUUCCAGUACCUGAAGAAUCUGAAGAAUCACUGCCAGCGCUGGCACAACAUGUCUGUGGUUACCAGAGGAGGACAUCUCAGUUGUGCUGAUUGUGGGAAGAGUUUUAAAGCUACGUGGGGUCAAGGGCCUCAUUUAUGUCAUGAACCAGAUAACACGGAAUCUGAGGACAAACCAAUCUGUCUGGACAUUGGUGUACAGUGUCCAGAAUGUGGCAAGAAGGUGCGCACGCCUCAGAGUUUGGAGGAUCACAUGCGCACCCACACAGGUGACCGGCCAUUCGUCUGCAAGGAUUGCGGCAGGAGGUUUGUGGAGCGCAGUGGCUGGCGGCAACACAUGAAAAUACACACAGGGGAGAAGCCAUACAAAUGUCAGGUAUGCGAGAAGGCCUUUAUACGAUCGCACCACCUCAAGUGUCACUUAACCACACACUCGGGCAAGAAGGAAUAUUCUUGCUCUGAAUGUGGAAAGGAGUUUGGAUUCAAGUCCAGUCUGGAUCUUCACUUGAGGACGCAUUCAAAUGAGAGACCCUACCACUGCAAUGUGUGUGGAAAGAGCUUUAACACUCAAAGAAACCUAAGGGUUCACACCAAACUUCACACCAACGAGAAAGCUCACCAGUGUGGUGACUGUGGGUUGAAGAUAGGAGAUCUCGGGGCUCUGAAAAUACACUUACGGACACACACUGGAGAACGACCUUACCACUGCACAGUCUGUGGCAACAGGUUCAUUCGCCUUGCACAUCUGAGAAAUCACCAACGCACCCACACUGGUGAGAGACCCUACAAAUGCAAUGAAUGUGAUAAGAGUUUCACUCAGUCUGGUGACUUGGUCAAGCAUAAGAGGAUACACUCUGGGGAAAAGCCCUUUGAAUGUCCAGAGUGCCACCGCCGAUACACUUCCUCCGGUGAUCUGGGCAAGCACCGGAGAAGCCACACUAACUUGCGUCCCUACACGUGCCAGGAAUGCGGAAAAAGUUUCCGCUUGUCCGGCCAUUUAAAAACUCACAUGUUAACUCACACAGGGGAGAAGCCAUACUCUUGCCCCAACUGCCUACGUAGGUUUGCUCGUUCUCACCAUCUCUCUGGGCAUGUGGCUAAAUGUCGCUGAGAUUACCUGAGAUGACUGUAAAUAAGAAAGUCCUGAUUUAAAGCAUCAGUUAUAGUAGCUGUACACAGUCUACAGCUGUUUUUUUUUAAUGAAUGUUUUAAAGUAUAAACUCCCAUCUGUAACAAAUUAUUUAUAUGAACUUUCUGUAAACCUCUUGACUCAACUUAUUGUUUUAACUUAUGAGAUGUUAAUUGAAUAAAUGUGCUACUGCAUGGAACUUAUAUGAUGUUGUCCAGGUUAACUCUAAACUAGUUUUGUAUGACACUAAUUGAGGCUUGAGUGACAUAUUGUGAGGUAGAGAUCAGUGAGCAAUGAGUUUUUGUAACUGUUGAAUGCUGAAUUAUCUGUACAAACAUAUAAUAAAUGAUAUGAUGAAUGCAUAAAAA